CGUGUUUGUGUGUUUGAAGGGGUGGAGAUCUGCACAUAUAAAAAUGCGAGCGCAAGGAUUUGAGGACCCUUCUCGCCGAGCACAUCAGACCACAUCAGUCGAGCAUUUGGCUUGAGCUGUUAUUUGGACCUUCUGUAUAGUUCCACCAUGGUGCGCAAAGUGGCAGUGAUUGGCGCAGGCCCGUCGGGCCUGGGGGCAAUCAAGGCUUGCCUGGAGGAAGACUUGCAGCCGACCUGCUUUGAGAGCAGCGACGACCUUGGAGGUUUAUGGAAAUUCAAGGAGGUUUCUGAGCCCAAUCGUGCCAGCAUCUACCGCUCCCUCACCAUCAACAUCUCCAAGGAGAUGAUGUGCUACAGCGACUUCCCCAUCCCGGCCGACUAUCCCAACUACAUGCACCACUCCAAAAUCCUCAACUACUUCCGCAUGUACGCCGAUCACUUCAAACUGCUGCAGCACAUCCGCUUCCAGACUUUGGUGAAGAGUGUCAAACCCAGGCCGGAUUACGCCCGCACGGGCAAGUGGGAGGUGGUGACGGAGAAGCGGGAUGGGAAAGAAGAGACUCAUGUGUUCGACGCUGUCAUCUGUUGCUCGGGGCACUACACUUACCCUAACCUGCCUCUGCAGGACUUCCCGGGCCUGGACACUUUCCAGGGCCGCUACUUCCAUAGCUGGGACUACAAGGGUCCCGAAGACAUGCACGGCAAGCGCUUGGUGGUCAUAGGCAUCGGCAACUCAGGCAGCGACAUCGCCACGGAGAGCAGCAAAUUCGCCGAGCAGGUGUACAUGAGCACUCGGCGCGGAGCUUGGGUGAUCCGCCAAGUGUCGGACGAUGGCCUGCCGGUCGACAUGAAGUACAACACGCGCUUCGUGCACAUCCUGUUCCAACUCUUCCCCAUCAACUUCUUCAACUGGUUCGGCGAGAAGAAGCUCAACGCCAUGUACGACCACACCAUGUACGCCCUCAAGCCCAAACACAGGCUUUUCAGUCAGAUCCCCGUGAUCAACGAUGACCUGCCCUUCAAGAUCCUGUCAGGCUCGGUGAUCAUCAAACCCAACGUGAAGGAAAUUCGCGGCUCCUCCGUGAUCUUUGAGGAUGGCAGCGUCGCAGAGAAGGUGGAUACCAUUGUGUUCGCUACGGGAUACAACUACGACUUCCCGUACUUGCCCCCCAACACUCUGUACAAGUCGGGUCAGAGGGUGGGUCUCUACAAGCACGUGUUCCCUCCCAACAUGGAGCAUCACACCUUGGCCGUGGUGGGCUUCAUCCACGCCCUCGGAGCCAUCAUGCCGCAAGCUGAGAUGCAGGCGCGCUGGGCCAUGCGGGUCUUGAAAGGGCAUAAGAAGCUGCCCUCAAGCCAGGCCAUGGUGAAGGCUGUCGACAAGGACACCAAAAAUAUGGAGAAUAGCUACAUCAUCUCCAGGCAGGCGCCACUGCAGGUGGACUUUGUGACUUACAUGGAUGACCUGGCAGGCGAAAUAGGGGCCAGGCCCAGCCUACUCUGGCUCCUCUUCACCGACUACCCGCUGUUCAAGGAGGUCCUGUGGGGGCCCGUCACCGCCUACCAGUACCGCCUGACUGGGCCCAACAAGUGGGACGGCGCCCGGCGGGCCAUCCUCUCCCAGUUUGAGCGAUUGUACCAACCCUUGAAGACCAGGAAGGUGCAAGAAGCGAACGCGGCGAGCUCGGGCGGCCUGUUCAAACUGAGCCUGGCGCUGGUGGCUGGAGGGGCGGCGGUCUACUACGUGCACGUUCGAGAGCCCGAUCUCUUGCCCGGCCUCAUGUCCAAACUUUUGCCCAAAAAAAUGUGCAUGGUUCAGAAAGUAGCCGUCAUCGGUGCUGGGAUUUCGGGUCUGACCAGCAUCAAAUCUUGUUUGGAAGAAGGUCUGGAGCCCACCUGCUUUGAGAGCGGUCCUGAAAUUGGCGGGCUAUGGAGAUUCAAGGAGGAACCCGAACCCGGGCGGGCCAACAUCUAUGAGUCAGUGGUCAUCAACAGCUCUAAGGAGAGGAUGGCCUACAGUGAUUUCCCACCUCCUGCAGAGCUCCCCAACAACAUGCACCACUCGGAGGUGCUGCUUUACCUGCGACUCUACGCUCAGAACUUCCAGCUACUGCGGCACAUCCGCUUUCAGACCUCCGUAGUGAACGUUAGACAGACUGCGGACUUUGCCGAUACCGGUCGGUGGACGGUAGAGACCGAGGGACGCGACGGCCGCCGGACGAGCGAGCUGUUUGACGCCGUGAUGGUCUGCACGGGACAUUUCACCACACCCCACCUGCCAUUCAAAGACUUUCCAGGUCUAGAGAGCUUCAACGGAAAGUACUUCCACAGCUGGCAGUACCGAAACGCUGAGGGCAUGCAGGGGAAAAAAGUGGUGGUCGUCGGGAUCGGGAGUUCCGGAGGCGACAUUGCGGUGGAUAUCAGCCGGGUUGCUGAAAAGGUGUACCUGAGCUCAAGGAGCGGCGCAUGGGUGGUGAGCCGGGUAGGACCCUGGGGCCUCCCGGUAGACAUGAUGUACGCCUCCCGCGUGGAUAUGAUGCUGCAAAGACUUUUCCCUUCUCUCAGCAGCAGGAAAGCGGAGAAGAUGUUCAACCGGGUUUUUAAUCAUGAGCUCUACGGACUGAAGCCACGACACGGGAUUUUCGAGCAAAACGCCGUGGUGAGUGACGACCUACCGGCUCGGAUCAUCUCCGGUCGCGUUCGUUUGAAGGGGAACGUCAAGGAGUUCCGUGGAUCCACUUUGGUCUUUUCUGACGGCAGCGUUGUAGACCAGGUGGACGUGGUGGUGUUCGCCACGGGGUACAACUACAGUUUCCCCUUCCUACCUCCGACCCUGCAGGAGAAGUCGGGUUACCGCCUGUGCCUCUACAAGCAUGUGUUCCCACCCAGUCUCUCCAGACCCACGCUGGCCGUGGUGGGCUUUAUCCACGGCCUGGGGUCUAUAACACCAUUGGCAGAGAUACAAGCUCGUUGGGCUACCAGAGUUUUCAAAGGUUUAGCACGUUUACCGAGCAAAGAGAGAAUGCUGGAUGAAGUUGCGUCAGAAACAGAAACCAUGCACAAAAGGUACGCCUGCUCCGAGCGAACCCCCAUCCAGGUGGACUACAUGCCAUACAUGGACUCAGUGGCAUCUCAGAUCAGGGUUAAACCAAACGUAGCACUGCUGCUUCUGACCGAUCCCAAAUUGGCGUUCCAGGUGCUGUUUGGACCUUGCACGUCCUAUCAGUACCGACUGAACGGGCCAGGUCGCUGGACCGGGGCUCGCCAGGCAAUCCUCUCUCAGUGGGACCGGGUCGUCUGGCCAUUCAACACAAAAUUGCCACCGAAAGCACUUAAGAUCCGAUUGGUGCCGAGACCAAGGACGCCAUCCAAGUUGAGCAUGGUGCUUUUCUCGAGUGCAGCUCUGCUGUACUGCUUCAUCUACAAUACAAAACAGUCUCUGUCUUGAAACAUUCAAAGUUAGCAUACUGCUAAAUGUUUACAGUCAUACGCUGCUAGACAGUAACUACAUUACCUCAAGCAAGCGCACUUUGUGUGAGGCAACAUAUUUAAAAUAAAAUGUAUAAAAUGAAAA
Molecule: messenger RNA, 3573 nt
Organism: Syngnathus typhle (broad-nosed pipefish)
Lineage: Eukaryota; Metazoa; Chordata; Actinopteri; Syngnathiformes; Syngnathidae
Exons: 20
Coding region: 148-3447 (1099 amino acids)
Molecular function (GO): NADP binding; flavin adenine dinucleotide binding; N,N-dimethylaniline monooxygenase activity
Source: RefSeq, a predicted model, not a curated record